Molecule: messenger RNA, 537 nt
Organism: Dermacentor silvarum
Lineage: Eukaryota; Metazoa; Arthropoda; Arachnida; Ixodida; Ixodidae
Exons: 3
Coding region: 1-477 (158 amino acids)
Biological process (GO): mRNA processing
Cellular component (GO): catalytic step 2 spliceosome; precatalytic spliceosome; Prp19 complex
Source: RefSeq, a predicted model, not a curated record
AUGACGCAGCAGGCUGCACCACCACCCGGACACCAGGCUGAUGCAGCUGAAGACAACACUUCUAGCCGUUCUGUUUGUCUUGGACUUUCUGAUUGCUUUUCGUUUAUUUUUGCUUUGAUAUCACACAGGAAAGAGAUUCAGGAGGUGAACUGGCAGCGGAAGACAACUCAAACAGAGGCUGGUGAGAAGCUGAAGCACCUGGAAGCAAGCUGGGUCAGCCUGGUGAGUAAAAACUUCGAAAUUGAAAGAGCUUGCGUGGAGCUGGAGAAAGAGAUAGCCGGCCUGGAAUCCGAUUAUGACCUGAAGAAGAAAGCACUUCAGAACCAGCAAGCGGUGGAACGGAGCAAGCCUGCAAACACAAGCGAUGACCAGAACAAAGAGCAGCCAAAGGAGGAGGAGGAGGAGGAGAAGAUGGACACAGCUGGACAACCUGAGUCCAGUGAAAAGGCCCCAUCUGAUGUAACGGUGGCCGACUGAUUCUAUUUAUUGACUACAUGUGAUGAUCUCUGUAAUAAACAACACCAUCGUGCACUUCUG